UCCGAUUGUUUCCAGCCAGUAACACGGCUCUAGUGCGACAUAAAAUUUUUUGCAACAACUGGAUAUAACCUUUGAAUCAACUUGAAAUUAAAAAACAACCAGUUUUAUAAAUCUUUUAAUGAACAGAAACAGGUAAGCAGAAGCGUCCGACAUGAUGCCCGCUUACUUUUCCCCACAUGUUUUUAAAUAUUAUUAGUUGUUUACAGUUGUUUCUUUAUUUGUGGUUGUUAUUAAUUUAAUGUUAUUAACCGAAACUUAUUAAGUUAUUAGAAAUGGGUAAAAAGAAGUCAAUGAAAAUUACAGCCAAACAAAGCUUUGACGUACACUCAAAAUACGAAGCUUUUUUUACUGGUGGUAAAGUCCAAUUUUCUUGUAAUGGAAAGUAUAUUCUGAGUAUAUGCCAGGAUAAUUUAAAAUUAUUUGAUAUAGAGAGUGGCACAACAAGUAAUGCCAUUGAAAAUUUAGAAGGAGAGGAAAUAGCUUCUUUUUUACUGGCUGCUGAUGAUGAAACAUUAGUAACUGCUUCCAGAAAUGGUAUUAUGAGGAUAUGGCAUUUAUCCACCAAAGAAAUCGUAAAAUCUUGGAAGUCUGUACAUAUAGGUCCCAUAAGCUGUAUGGCCUUUGACUCAACCAAUACAUUAUUAGCUACAGGUGGCUCUGACUCAACGAUAAAAGUUUGGGAUACUUUUAGAAAGUAUUACACUCAUAACCUUAAAGGCGGUAAAGGUGUCUAUAGUAAAGUAUGUUUUCAUAAUAUUGACUCCAAGAUUCAUGUUUUUGGUACUGCUGAUGAUUAUGAAAUCCAUGUUUGGAAUCUUCAUACGAGUGAACUUGUUACUUCCCUGUCUGGCCACUUCAGCUCUGUGACCGAACUCGUUUUUACAAAAGAUAGACGGCUGUUAAGCUCAAGUAGAGACAAGGUUGUGCUGUUGUGGGAUCUUUCUACGUUUAAGCUUUUGAAGACUAUUCCAGUAUUUGAGACUGUUGAAUCUUGUAUAUUACUUCCUGAAAAAAUUGUUUUGCCGAAUACAUCUUUAUCAAGUUCUGACACUUAUUUUGUUACUGCUGGUGAUAAAGGAAUAUUGAGGGUUUGGAGUACGUUAUCUGGAACAUGUAUAUUUGAACAGAGUGAUUCCUUAAUUAUGUUGCCUGAAGAUUCAUCUUAUGAAGGUCCAUUAAUAACGCAAGCUGUUUACAUCCCUGCUUUAGAAGUUCUAGCUGUGAUAUCUUUUGAACAAAAUAUACUGUUCUACACGUUGGAUAAUUUCUCCAUUAAAAAUCAAUUUAUAGGUUACAAUGAUGACAUUCUAAGCAUCAAGUUUGUUGGUAAGAAAGACGAGCACAUUGCUGUUGCCACUAAUAGCUCUCACAUCAAAGUAUUUCAACUGCCAUCUUUCAAUUGUCAGCUUUUAAAAGGACAUCAUGACAUUGUCAUGAGUUUAGAUUCUUUCCCUAAGCACAAAGACAUUCUUAUUAGUGGUUCAAAGGAUAAUAAUGUUAAAGUUUGGUUUGUUGGCUCUGACUCUCCGAUCAAUGCUGAAUAUACUGGAUUUGGUCAUACAGAUUCAGUUACUGCCAUUUGCUGCUGCAAGGGAAAGAGAAGAUUCUUUGCAUCUGGUUCUGAAGACACGACCUUAAAGCUUUGGGAAGUCCCCGAGUCGAAACCAGUAGUGGCCACAAAGCCACUAUUGAGUCCUUACUGCACCGUGAAAGCUCAUGAUAAACUAAUUAAUGAUAUUGAUAUCUCUGAAAAUGAUAAAUUUCUUGUUACUGGUUCUCAAGAUCAUACUGCUAAAAUUUGGGAUUCUUCUGAUCUGUGUCUUAUGGGUACUUUAAGAGGUCACAAAAAAGGAGUUUGGUGUGUGAAAUUUUCACCCGUUGAUUUAGCAGUGGCAACAUGCUCUGGAGAUGAAACUAUAAGAAUAUGGUCAAUAAAUGAUUUUUCAUGUCUAAGGGUUUUUCAAGGACAUGAAGCAACAGUUUUGCAAGUUGUUUUCUUAAGUAGGGGUACUCAAAUCUUAUCUAGUGCUUCUGAUGGCAAUAUAAAAUUAUGGGAUAUUAAAAAUAGCCUGUGUACAAAGACCCUAUCAGAGCAUGAUCUUAGAGUGUGGACUUUGGCAGUGUCUUCUAAUGAAGAAUAUGUUGUAUCGGGAGGAGCAGAUUCCAAUGUCAUAGUUUGGAAAGAUACUACAAAAGUAGAAAAAGAAAAGGAGAUCUCUGAUAAGGAAGAGUAUUUAGUUCAAGAACAAGAACUUGUGAAUUUAGUUUACAAAGAGAAGUGGAUUAAAGCUUUAGGAUUAGCAAUUACAUUGGAUAAACCAUACCAGGCAUUUAUUAUAAUUCAAGAAAUUCUAAACAAAAAUGGAGAGGAAACUCUAGAAACUGUUUUUUCUACAUUGCGUCAAGAUCAAAAAGAAGCGCUACUGAAGUUCUCUGGAGAUUGGGUCACAAAUGCAAAAACAUUCUAUCCAGCUGUAUUAAUUUUGAACAUGAUUUACAACAGUCAUGAUUGUGAGGAGCUGUUGAAAUUGCCGAAUAUCUCUACUUACAUUCGGGAUGCCUUGCCAUAUUUAGACAGACAUUUCAAGCGUUUGAAUAAACGAUGCCAAGACAUGCAGAUACUCAACUUUUUAUGCUCUCAUUUCAAGAUAACCAACCAAAUGGUACCUACAGACUCGUCCAUGGAACAGUGAGUAAGCAGAGCUAUAAUUAUUGAUGAUGUAAAGAACUUUUGUAAAUAGUAUUAAAAUAAAUAUUUUUAUUCUAUAA
Parasteatoda tepidariorum (common house spider) is the source of this 2769-nucleotide messenger RNA. Its product is annotated as transducin beta-like protein 3. The record is from RefSeq and is a predicted model, not a curated record. Gene Ontology annotation, biological process: endonucleolytic cleavage in 5'-ETS of tricistronic rRNA transcript (SSU-rRNA, 5.8S rRNA, LSU-rRNA); endonucleolytic cleavage to generate mature 5'-end of SSU-rRNA from (SSU-rRNA, 5.8S rRNA, LSU-rRNA). Lineage: Eukaryota; Metazoa; Arthropoda; Arachnida; Araneae; Theridiidae. Gene Ontology annotation, cellular component: 90S preribosome; nucleolus; small-subunit processome. Gene Ontology annotation, molecular function: protein binding; U3 snoRNA binding.